AUGGCGCCGAUCCUGCAUUUGCAUGCCUCCACGCCCAGAGCAGACACCCAAAUCGUGGUUCGAACCCGAUACAUGAUCAUGCUCGAAGAAUGUGAUCGAAGAAUCCCACUCAGUCACAAGACUUUAGCAGCGGUCUCACAGUGGAUUCUUCUAGCCGGUUACUUGGUGAUUCCCGGCACGUUUACUUCGCUUCAACGAUCAAAUUUGCUGAACGGCACGUCAGCCAGAAUCGUUCAGAUGGUUAAAAACCCGCCACUGUUAGCGAUUGCCUGCAUCUGUUUUGUCUUCGGAGCGGCUGUAUUGGUAUGGCUCGCGUGGAGGUGGCGGUACAACUACAUUUGGCUCUCUCAGUUAUUCCGACCUACGAUCGUCAAUUCACUGGCCGGGUUUCUGACCACACUGGUUAAUAUCUAUUCCGCGCAAGACGGGGACUGGUCUAUCAUGGCGCUUCUGACCGUGAUUCUAACCGUCGUGGUGAUGGUUGUGUCUGCGACACUGACCGCAUACUUUCGCUACGUGAUAUUGGCGGAUAUCGAAAGAGAACAUGAGCAAGAGAUGAGACAUGCUGCUCUUCUACGCUGGCGAACAGAACUCCAGCAGCAAUUGUAA
Molecule: messenger RNA, 609 nt
Organism: Talaromyces stipitatus ATCC 10500
Lineage: Eukaryota; Fungi; Ascomycota; Eurotiomycetes; Eurotiales; Trichocomaceae
Exons: 2
Coding region: 1-609 (202 amino acids)
Source: RefSeq, a predicted model, not a curated record